This is a messenger RNA of Entrophospora sp. SA101, 786 nucleotides long. Lineage: Eukaryota; Fungi; Glomeromycota; Glomeromycetes; Entrophosporales; Entrophosporaceae. The record is from the annotation of a GenBank genome assembly.
AUGUUUGAAUGCUUAGCAGAUAUAAAUAGUGAACCUAUAAUUCCUCCUACAAGUAAUUUACCGAUCACUAAUUUAUUACUUCCAAUUUCAAUUAUUGGAUGUUUAGCAGAUAUAAAUAAUGAACCCAUAAUUUCUCCUACAAGUAAUGCUAAUAAUAAAAUAAAAAAAUCUCGCCGAAAUAAAUGGAAAAAUAAUAUUGCUAGGACUAGUUAUAAAAGUUUACAAGAAAUGUUUAUAUUUGAAUGGUUGGCAGAUAUAAAUAGUGAACCAAUAAUUCCUCCUACAAGCAAUGCUAAUAAUAAAACAAAAAAAUCAUGCCGAAAUAAACAGAAAAAUAAUAUUGCUAGAACUAGCUACAAAAGUUCACAAGUAAUGUUUAAUAUUAAAGAAGAAGAUCGAGAUAUAAAUAGUGAACCAAUAAUUCCUUCUACAAGCAAUGCUAAUAAUAAAACAAAAAAAUCCCCCCAAGAUAAACAAAAAAAUAAUAUUGCUAGAACUAGCUACAAAAGUUCACAAGAGGCUGAUGAUAAUGAUGAGACUGAAGUAAUGUUUAAUAUUAAAGAAGAUCAAGAAACAAUGAUGUUUGAAUGUUUAGCAGAUAUAAAUAGUGAAUCUAUAAUUUCUUCUACAAGUAAUGCUAAUAAUAAAACAAAAAAAUCCCCCCAAAAUAAACAGAGAAAUAAUAUUGCUAGAACUAGCUAUAAUAGUUCACAAGAAGAUGACUUGGCCGAAUGUAUUAAGAAUAAUAAGAAACGUCGAGACCGAUGGUGGUUUAUAAAAAUAUAA